UCCUGCGUUUCAUGCUCGGUAUAUGGUAAACAUUUUUUUCUUUUUCUUAUCCAGUCCAUCUCCAUAGAGGAGCUGCUGCUGCUGCAGGCCGGGAAACGGUCCCACGGCUCUGACUCCUCAAUGAGGACCAAUGGGUGGCCAGGGUUGUAGAGAGAGAGAGGAAAGGAAAACUUUUCUUUCUUUUUUUCGACAGAAGGACGGGUGUUGUGUGUGUGUGGGGGGUGGGUGGGGGGGGGAGAAGAAAACAGAAACUGCUCGGCGGAGCGUGAAGCGUAGCAGCGAGAGGAGGGACAAAGACGCACAUAGCGGGACCAAAUGCGACGGACAUAAACCUCCUCCAGCUCCACAGAUAGCAUAACACCAACGUAGGAAUGCGUGGAUGGGUGCUGGAAGCGGCAGAGCUGCGGGGGAAAGAGGAGUCGCGACCGGCGACGGCGAGAAAGCCACGCGUGGUGAUUUCCCCUGAGUCAGACCCUGACUUACCCCGCUGCAAAGCUCCCCGGGAGGAGGAGGAGGAGGAGGAACAGGAGGCGAACUUCUCUUAAGUUCCAGGGGAUCACUUCAACCGGACCGAGCGUGUUUUUCUGAGACAAUCUGGUUUCCUGCAGAACGCAACGCAUGUUAGGAAUACUUAUGAACCCCGAUUUGUGUGUUUAAGUGUAAAGCUCGUAUUGUGCCCCCUCCCCCCUCCGAUCCCAAUGUGCUGGCGGACAGAGGGCACGUCGCCGAGCUAGAACUCCAUCCAAGUAUGAGAUGCUGGUGCGGCGCCGCGGCCCUCUUCUUCCUCGCCUGGGUGCUGGUGGCCUUGGAUGCCAAGCUCAUCUGCUGGCAGGCCCUCUUGCGGUGCCACGAGGAGCCCGAGUGCGAACUCGCGUACGGCCAGUACCUGGCGGCCUGUGAGGGGAACAUCCGGGGCACGAGGAGGCAGUGUCCGAGUCACUGCAUCAACGCGCUUAUCCGGCUCAACCACACCCGCAGCGGGCCGGACCUGGAGACCUGCGACUGCGCGCGGGACCUGGAGUGCCUCGGCGCCAAGCGCGCCGUCGAGCCGUGCCUCCCCCGGCGGCACCCGAGCGACGCCGGCGGCAUCGGCUGCAUGGAGGCCCGGCAGCGCUGCGAGGAGGACAGCGACUGCCACGCCUCCCUCACGGCCUACCUGGCCUACUGCGGGCAGCUGUUCAACGGCCGGAAGUGCUCGUCCAACUGCAAGGCCACCAUCCAGCAGAUGCUGUUCAUCCCGAACGGCGCGCUGCUGAACCGCUGCGUCUGCGACGGGGUGGAGAGGCCCUUCUGCGAGGUGGUGAAGGAGAACAUGAGCAAACUCUGUGCCAUAGGGGACCACAUGGUUAUUUCAGACCAGCCGGAUGUGGAUGACCUCUACGAGGAUGAAGACUAUGAUCCGAAAAGUGACAGAGAGGAGGCGUCCGAUCACUCCUCUGCUUCCCAGAGGUUGCACAACAGCGUGUUGCUCCUGUUACUUCCUCUUGCACGGAUAUUGUACUGAGACAUUUAUGGUUUAUGAGAAAAAUACCCCCCCCCCCCCCCCCCCGCCCACUUCCUGGUUUUCAAGAGACCAGCUGGAGUUGGGAUGCAUACGGUGACUUAACUGAGAGACGCUUCAGCGUGGCCUCGCUGGCACAGGACUCAAACCCAGGUCUGCUGGAUAAGGAGCAGCUAUUUAGCCUCCACCCUGAAGGCCUCCCUGCCGCCAGCUCAUUCCAGCUGCAGGGCGACAGUAGUGCGAUGACUCCCACAACCGUACAAUUUGCAUAAUAAUUUGUCUUCGAGCACAUCUCACUCAGGAAACUCAACUCUCUCCGAGCGAAACCAAUCUUUUGUUUUGGUUUUGUCGAAGUCUGUUGUUAAAAAACGAGUACUCCCAGGUGACGAUGAGAGGAAGUGAGCUGCGCCAGACUUUUGUUGCCAAGUGGAGUGCCUUUGAGCAGCUCCAUGUUUGCUUGGUUGGUUUCAAUGGUACUUGGGAGUGUGGCUUUAUUAAGACCUUGGACAAACAUUGGACCCGUACCGGGUCUCUGUUUGCCCUGCUCUCCAUUUCGGGGGGGGGGGGGGGGGGCUCUGCAUUGUCGCAGCAACCGCACUUCAAAUAUUUGUAGGGGCAGCGAUCAAAGGACGAAUGUGAGGGUUGUGUGGGAUCAAGUACCGAAAUUAACUGAAGCGUCUGUCUGCCCCCCCCCCCUCCUCCUCGUCCAUGUGAGAUUGUUUUAUUGAACUUUUCCUGAGACAGCCCCCCCCCCCCUUCCUCCUCUCUACCGCCUGCCCCCUUUCACGCCGUCAAAAGUACCCCCCCUCCUCUUUUUACUCUCUUUACUGCUCUCACGCGGAGGCUACUAGCCAGGAAAAGGUGCCAAAGGGUCAACAUAUUGUAGCUGCUGUCGAUGUGACCUGAAGUCCACACCGACAGCCCAGAGAUUCGACCCAGCGGGCUUUCAGUCCCACUCUUUUUGUCCACUGUUCCACUUUUAGCCAAAAAAAGGGGGAAACACAACAUUUUAGUUUGUAGUGAUCACUUGUAAUGAAGCUGCCAAAUUUGCGUCUUCGCCACUUGAAAUUGUGUCAACACUAAUCUUUUGAUGUUGUUGCUUUUGUAUCGGUCACGACGUCCCGAAGAAUGUUGCUAAUCGUUAAGUUAUGAAGCUAGAAUGUGUACAUGUUUUCCAGUUAUAUGCACACCUUUACACGCGUGGACGGAGCUCCAUGAUGAUCCGGCAUGGUUUUUAGGCUCUUGAAGGUUUUUCCAUCUCAUCUUGGGCAGUGAAUACUUCAGAGCGGUGUCUUCCAUGUGGGAAGGUUGAGUUUUAUAAUAAAAUGAAAUAAAAUGAAGAGCUAAA
Pseudoliparis swirei is the source of this 2849-nucleotide messenger RNA. RefSeq names its product growth arrest-specific protein 1. Gene Ontology annotation, biological process: regulation of cell cycle. The transcript is spliced from 2 exons. The record is from RefSeq and is a predicted model, not a curated record. Bases 749 to 1504 code for a protein of 251 amino acids. Lineage: Eukaryota; Metazoa; Chordata; Actinopteri; Perciformes; Liparidae.